AUGGACCGCUAUGAGGUCAUUGAUAAGAUCGGAGAAGGAACGUACGGAGUUGUAUUAAAGUGCAGGGAUAGAGAGAGCGGAGAACAUGUUGCCAUCAAACAAUUCAAAGAGAAUGAUCAAAAAGAUGAGAUUGUUCGGAAAACAACAAUGCGAGAGGUUAAAUUAUUGAAAUCUCUCAAACAUGAAAAUAUAAUAACGCUUAAAGAUGUUUUCAGGAAACGUGGGCGACUUCAUCUGGUAUUUGAGUUUUAUGAAAUGAACAUGUUGGAGCAUUUAUCGCAACAACCAGAGGGGUUUCCUGAAGAUAUCGUCAAACUGUAUAUGUUUCAAUUGGUCAAAGCAAUAGCGUACUGUCACGAAAACCAAGUUAUUCAUAGAGACAUCAAACUGGAAAAUAUAAUGAUUAAUAGCAACAAACAGCUCAAACUAAUUGAUUUUGGUUUUGCUCGAACGAUACCCAAGAAAGAAACUGAAUUUACUGAUUACAUUGCGACUAGGUGGUACAGGUGUCCGUCUCUUUUGCUUGGGUGUAAACACUAUGGGCCUGAGGUGGAUAUUUGGGCAAUUGGAUGCAUUAUGGCUGAACUGCUGACUGGCAAACCACUAUUCCCAGGUCAUUCUGAAAUAGAUCAACUCUACCUUAUUCAAAAAUUACUUGGACCGCUUACUAAAGAGCAAACAAAAAUGUUCUUCAAAAACCCAAUGUUCAACGGUUAUAAAUUCCCUGACAUGACAGCCUGUGAAGGUUUGGAACGACGAUUUCUGGGAAAAGUUUCAAAAAGUGGUUUAUUAUUCCUGAAAGGGUGUUUAAAAAUUGACCCCAAAGAAAGAUUUACUUCGACAGAUUGUUUAAAUCACAAGUUUUUUGAAAGUAUUGACAUUGGAAGAUAUCAAGUUGAGCCUACUGUUGAAACAAUACAGAAGCCGAUACUCGGCUCAUCAACAAGCAAAGGAAAUGUACUUCAAACUGUAAAUUAUUUGGAACACCGUGAGGAAAAUGUAAAUACAGCAAGAAAGAAAAAGGUGAUAACAAAACCUUCUGAAAUGAUGACAGGAUGUUUGGAAUCAGUGGAUGACUACCAACAACCAGAAUUUGAUAUGUCAAUAUUACAACCCAACAAGAGAGUACGGUCAAGACAAGGAGGGAGAGAUUACGAAGAGGAUACAUCUCGUUCGCAGUCAAGGACUGAGAAGCGAAAACCGAAAUUAAGUGAAGUGCACCUUCAAAAAUUGCCACUUCCAAAACCAGUUCCUACUAAAACUAACUUUAACAAACUACCAUAUUCCAACACGUAUGAAAAGAAAAAGCCAGUCUCUAGCCAAAAACUGAGACAUCUACAACCAACAGAUAACUAUCACGCGAAAUCUCAAUAUGAGGUUAUAGAGGAAAACAUCGACCAAGAAAACGAGCCUGUGGGAAAGCAAUUUUUAUCUCAGAAAAAGGAGCUCAAUAGAGCCCCUUCUUCAUUUUCAGACAAUCUAAUACAUGAUGACUCCACAUCAUCGCCACGACUUUUAGGAGAAAAAGGUGUAAAGACAAGGAAAAGCAAGUCCAAUUUAACUCUUCGAAGUUCUGUUAAGAACGGCUUUAGUGCGUUAGAUCAGCCAAAAACAACGAACGUUGGCUGUCUGUCUCCAAUCAAAGCUCUUCCUAAACUCCAUCAUAUCAGCCCCCAGUCCCACCCUAUACUAGGUGCUCAACAAGGGAGAAAGUCGGCCUCAACCAAGAAGAUCCCUCUUGGCAAUGCUUUAGAGUUGGGAAAUAUCGAUGACCUAGAGAAGGACCUGUUUGAUCACUUUUGUGGCGACAACAACCCAAUUUCAAUUACUAACGACCCAGUGUUAACCCAUUCUAGAACCAAAACGCCGCCAGCAUCAUUGAGGAACGACCCUCAUUCGCAGCACAGCCGAGUACAUUUAAAGCCAAUUCAAAUAAACAACUAG
Messenger RNA from Naegleria lovaniensis, 1944 nucleotides. RefSeq lists its product as uncharacterized. Gene Ontology annotation, molecular function: ATP binding; protein kinase activity. The transcript has 4 exons. Gene Ontology annotation, cellular component: nucleus. The record is from RefSeq and is a predicted model, not a curated record. Gene Ontology annotation, biological process: protein phosphorylation. NCBI's taxonomy places the organism in Eukaryota, Heterolobosea, Eutetramitea, Acrasida, Naegleriidae. Bases 1 to 1944 code for a protein of 647 amino acids.